Astrephomene gubernaculifera is the source of this 1093-nucleotide messenger RNA. The record is from the annotation of a GenBank genome assembly. Lineage: Eukaryota; Viridiplantae; Chlorophyta; Chlorophyceae; Chlamydomonadales; Astrephomenaceae.
CAACGCCAUUCCCUGUUGGCACUCCUGAUACAUGUCUAUACUUGUUUAUACGUAGCAAGCAUUUGUGCAUUCUAGCGGAGCGCGCUUGAGAUAAGGACCUAUCUGCUGAAGAGCCUUGGCGCAGAGAUCACCUGUACCUUGUGGCUUCUUACUAGAUCAGACAGCAUAAUGACAAUGGCAGGCUUAUAACGGACACGACAGCCGACGGAGACCGUAAUUCAACCUGACCAUCCUUUCCUAGGCCCGAAGCAACAGUAGGAUGCAACCAAGAAGGGAGGUUUGGGAAUACGGUGGGCUUCCGCUUCAGGCCUUGUGUCCUCAGUUGGAUGGCGUCCAGACGCUGCUAUCCUUCCAUGGAAAGCUACUCGCGCGCAGCAAGACUGGGCGCAAUGGACAACGCAUCGUCACCGCAGCCGACAUGGCUCAAGUCCUGGAGCUCACUUCCGCCCAAGUCGAAGUCCUAACAGAAAUCCUCGCGGCCCUGUCGUACGCCAACUCCUCGCCUCCCACCUCCGCAUCCCAACCAGCCUCCUCCUCUCCACCUCCUCCGCCUGCCGUGGGUCAAGAGGAGCUCUACCUACACGAGCUCUCACUCUUCCUCCUCGCGCAGCUCUUUUCCAAGGAAGCCCAGCGCGCUGACGCCGUGGAGUACUGGCCCGACCCCAGCAGCAGCAGUAGUGGCUUUGCGGCGCCGCCUCCGCCGCCGCCGCCAAGGCCAGCUUCAGUCUGCAGGCGCCAGAUGAUUUCCUGCCCUUUGUGGUGCCGUUCGUGGGGGGAGCGGGGCCGCUGGCAGGCGGCUCCGCCCCGCCCCUAGCCAGCCGCUGGAACCACCUGGCCGCCUCCGCGCAGCGCGGCCCCGCCCCGCUGUACCUCUUCCCGCUGCCGCCCGACUACGAGCGGGCACUGCAGCGGCGACUCAACCUCACGCACGACAUGCGCAGCAAGUUCAAACAGGCGGGUCUCACCAAGGACAAGGAGCGGGAGCUCAACGACGCCAUCCAGGGAUACUUCAAGGAGUGGCUGGUGGGAUCCAACCUGCUGCGACAAAUAUACGACCUGUCAACACUGGAGAAGGAGGAGCUGGCGGCGGCGG